Molecule: messenger RNA, 2412 nt
Organism: Aphanomyces astaci
Lineage: Eukaryota; Oomycota; Saprolegniomycetes; Saprolegniales; Verrucalvaceae
Exons: 15
Coding region: 28-1980 (650 amino acids)
Source: RefSeq, a predicted model, not a curated record
UCAACUGAGGAAGGUCGUUGGGAGAGCAUGAGCAAUGUACCUGUAGUGGGGUCUCCUCCACCCCCGGAUGCCCUCGAGUCACUGGUGACAAAAUCGGGGGGCGCGGCCAAAUCCAAUGGCGGACUCGACGUCCUUCGAGACCUCAACAUCAAAUACCCCACAGGCGAGCAAGCCGUGCUCUUGGAUGCCAUCGGAUGCGGCUUUUGCUACUAUGACACAGGACGGCUGGCCGUAUGUGUGAGUAAGGUCAACGCCCUCCAGAAACGCUACUACUUCUACGAAAACAAUCGAAGCAAAGCGCUGCUGUGCUCCAUUGACGAGCAUGUGGUGGGCAUGGCUGGACGUCCCCACGGUAUCAAGUUGGUCCUCACAAAAGACAAUGCCAUUUUAUCCGACGCCAAGGACGACAUUGUCAAGACUUGGCGGUGGAAUCCGAACGCACAAAACGCAGGCACCCCCCCGACCGACCCGAUCGUGAUCCAGCUCAACGAAUGUCUCACAUUCAAGUUUGUGGACCGCAAGCACAUCCUGGUCAAGUUUGUCAACACUGGCGUCAGCUUGGAGUUUCAAUGCGGUGAGCGACUCAAGCGCGACGACACGUAUCUCCAGCACAGCACCAAAGUGCAAAGCGGCCCUCAGCGCGGCAAACUUGUCGUGGACACGGCGCAUCAGCCCAACUUAGUGCAACGCCAAAAACAAAUUGAAGUCGCUGCGUUGGAGAAGCGAAGCAAGCAGAACCCCCGUAGCAAGGACCUCACCCACGCCUCGAUCAAGCAAGUCGUCACAGCCCUUGAGGACAAAUUCGACGACUACCACGGAUGUCAAGUCACACCAUACUGCACUGGCCCGUGGCUUCAAGACGCACACAACCAAACGCUAGCCGAACUGCCCGUGCUCCCUAAAACCGGCUUUGAAGUGGGGAAGGAGCCGACGUUGUACGGAAAGGACAUGGCCCCCCACUCGACAUCGCAUUUGCUGUCGGCACUUCAAGACAAGGACGGCAAGUGGCUGUCUUCGCUCGACAUUCGCACGCGGUUGGAGCUGUCGAACCCCGUGCUGCCGCGCACAGCCGUGCUGUGCAAUGCCAGCGGUCGGUACAGCGUCGAUAUUCAGAUCCCGGGGGGAUCAGCCCAACCGGAAGGCACCAAGCUGGAGGUUGUGGCGGGCUGUCGCUUGGAUGGGUUCCUCAAGGAUGAUUGCGCAUCGGACCAGCUUGUCGUCGUCGCGUGUCUUCGCGAAGACGACUUGACCAGUCGGCAAGCGGAAAAAGUGCUGCAGCUCGUCGCGACCAUCUUGGCCGACCCACAAGGCGACCUCUCUUGCCACGCGUUGCCCCAAAACAUCGUCGCGGGCAUUGUAAAUGCCAAGUACCGACUAGUCAAAGUGGACUUGGCCGAGUCCCGCGAAAUCGCCAAGCGGUUUUGCCUCCAUGCUACCCCCACGUUUCUCAUGUUCUUCGAAGGCAAGCUGCUCGGCGCGACGAGCUUGGGCGGCCAUGCCGUGCGCAUUGCGCCGACCACUCGCAAUGUCCACCUGACCAACAAGAUGGACCAUCCCCCUCGUACAUUGCUGGUUCAAGGUAGCGCCAAACAGCAGGUUGUGAGCGAAAAGAUCCUGCGCAAGGAAUUGUUUGCGUGGGACCUUGCCCUGGACGCUGACCAAGCCAUCCAGCGCGUGUCCAAGCUAAGCAAAGCCAGUGCUGUCAACAACGGUGUCUGUCCGUGCUACAACCUCCUCUUGAUUUGUGACGAUGUGGGUGAGGCGGGCCUGCGGACGCUGGACCGAUUCAUCCGCACAACGGACAGCAAGAAAGUAUCCAACCCGAGCCAGCAAUGUGUCGUUGGCAUCAUCAUCACAAACCCAGACUUUGAAGCGUCCUUUGCGAGUACGUUGUGCCAGCUGUGCCGGACGGCGCAAGGUCGCCGCGUGAGUGUCGUCACCAUGACGGAUGAUGGUAUAUCGCUUCUCUAUGGGGUUUGAACUGACUGGUGGGGGUGCAGGAGUAUGUCCGCAUUGUGGCAUCGUUCCGAAAUCCAUCGUGGAAGCGUCGCCGGCCGUGUCGACGCUGGUCUCUAUAGCUCAUGUCUUUGUGUAUCGGCACAUUCGAGCGCCCACGCUGCAUCGACUCGCGGAGCGCUGGGCUGAUCAAGUGACCCAAAAGAAGUCGGAGCAGAUGCUCCGUGGCGCCGAAGUAGAGGUGCACAAGGGUCUCACCAAGGACACACUGUUCCGUGAGAUGGAGCACUACCUGCAAGUCGGUCGACGAGGUCUCUUUGCGCCAAAGGAUGGCGCGCUUGGCAUGGCGCUAAGCGCCACCGACACUUUCAUCAUGAACACUCACUUGACAACGAAACCGCAUUCAGCGUAGGAAUAAUAAAACGUAUCACGUCUAAACUGAUUACGUCAUUGACG